Messenger RNA from Peromyscus californicus insignis, 6838 nucleotides. RefSeq names its product zinc finger protein 668 (gene Znf668). NCBI's taxonomy places the organism in Eukaryota, Metazoa, Chordata, Mammalia, Rodentia, Cricetidae. The record is from RefSeq and is a predicted model, not a curated record.
CUCCCUCCCGUUGGGUCCUAGCGCCGGCCCCACUCCGAGUGGCCCGGGCUCUGCCGGUGCUGGGCACCGCCGCCGAAGCUGCGGAGCCUGUGCAAGUCGAACCAGAGGAGGCCCACCCACCAAGGCCAUGGAAGAGGAGGCUACUGAGGCCAAGUCCCCAGGCCCCUGCUACAAGCGCUCUGGACGCCGUUUCAAGUGCCUAUUGUGUACAAAGACGUUUCCAAAUGCUCCCAGGGCGGCGCGCCAUGCUGCUACACAUACGCCUUCCGACUGCCCGGAGGAGGUGAAUGAGGUCCAGCCAAAGGCGGACGCAGAGCCCAAGGCCGAGGAGGCCAGUGGAGACAAGGUGUCUGGCUCAGCCGCCAAGCCCAGGCCCUAUGCCUGCCCACUGUGCCCCAAGGCCUACAAGACGGCUCCUGAGCUCCGCAGCCAUGGGCGCAGUCACACUGGCGAGAAGCCCUUCCCGUGCCCAGAGUGCGGCCGCCGUUUCAUGCAGCCAGUGUGCCUGCGUGUGCACCUGGCCUCCCAUGCUGGUGAGCUGCCCUUCCGAUGUACGCACUGCCCCAAGGCUUAUGGUACGCUCUCUAAACUCAAGAUCCACCAGCGUGGACACACCGGUGAGCGGCCCUACGCCUGCACCGACUGCGGCAAGAGCUUCGCUGAUCCUUCCGUGUUCCGCAAGCAUCGGCGCACCCAUGCGGGCCUGCGGCCCUACAGCUGCGAGCGCUGUGGCAAGGCCUACGCUGAGCUCAAGGACUUACGAAACCACGAGCGGUCCCACACGGGUGAGCGCCCCUUCCUCUGCUCUGAGUGUGGUAAAAGCUUCUCCCGAUCCUCUUCCCUCACGUGCCACCAGCGUAUCCACGCAGCCCAGAAACCCUAUCGCUGCCCGGCUUGUGGCAAAGGCUUCACGCAGCUCAGCUCCUACCAAAGCCACGAGCGCACGCACUCGGGCGAGAAGCCCUUCCUGUGCCCUCGCUGUGGCCGCAUGUUCUCUGACCCGUCGAGCUUCCGCCGCCACCAGCGGGCACAUGAGGGCGUGAAGCCUUACCGCUGCGAGAAGUGCGGCAAGGACUUCCGGCAGCCGGCCGACCUGGCCAUGCAUCGGCGGGUGCACACGGGCGACCGGCCCUUCAAGUGCCUGCAGUGCGACAAGACUUUCGUGGCUUCCUGGGACCUUAAGCGGCAUGCAUUGGUGCACUCAGGACAGCGGCCGUUCCGCUGCGAGGAGUGUGGGCGGGCCUUUGCCGAGCGAGCUAGCCUCACCAAGCACAGCCGCAUGCACUCGGGCGAGCGCCCUUUCCACUGUAAUGCCUGUGGGAAAUCCUUUGUGGUGUUAUCCAGCCUCAGGAAGCACGAGCGUACCCACAGAAGCAGUGAGACAACAGGAGCUGCCCCCCAGCAGGAGCUGGUACUAGGGCUGGCGCUGCCCGUGGGUGUCGUGGGGGAGGGCUCGGCUGCCCCUGUGGCCGGUGCAGGGUUAGGGGACCCUCCGGCAGGGCUGCUAGGGUUACCCCCGGAGUCCGGUGGUGUAGUGGCCACACAGUGGCAAGUGGUGGGCAUGACGGUAGAGCAUGUGGAGUGCCAAGAGGCUGGCAUUGGGGAAGCUGCUGGUACCCUGGGAGAUGCGGGAGAGAGGUGGGGGGGUGAGGAGGCCGAUGAGAAGCCCCCACAGUUUGUGUGCCGUGAGUGUAAAGAAACUUUCUCCACACUGACCUUGCUCCGCAGGCACGAGCGCUCGCACCCGGAGCUCCGGCCCUUUCCCUGCACGCAGUGUGGGAAGAGCUUCUCAGACAGGGCGGGGCUCCGUAAACACAGCCGCACCCACAGUUCUGUACGCCCCUACUCCUGUCCCCAGUGCCCCAAAGCUUUCUUGAGUGCCAGCGACCUGCGCAAACAUGAACGCACUCACCCUGUGCCCAUUGGGACCCCCAUACCCCUGGAGCCUCUUGUGGCUUUGCUAGGAAUGCCAGAGGAAGGGUCAGCUUGAAGGUCAUAGCUCUCUCCACCCCACUCCCAGGUGCCCAUUUCCAGCCUCCAGAGCCCUGCCGCUGGGCAUCUAGCUCAGUCCACUAAGAGCUGGGGACAGUGGAGGCUGGUAGCACUUGUGAGAGACACUCAUUAAAGCGUUGGCUUUGACACCAAGCCGUCUUCUGUACUCUGGUUAGCCUGAUCCAGAACUCACUAUAUAGCCCAGGCUCACUUUGACCUCAAUCAAUCCCCCUGUCUCAGCCUCUCAAGUACUAGGAUCACAGGUGUUUACCACCACAAGUUGCUCCUAGAAGGGUCUUGAAAUUCAUUGUUUGCCAAAGUAUAUUUUGGGUUUCUUGUGAAAGAGCUUUCAGUGGCCGAGUCAGGACAGAAGGUAUCUGUGCCUCUGAGAAUUCUUGGUGAUUAAAAGGUGUUUUGAAGCAUUAGUCCUGCAGUGAACACACCUGUGUAGCUUUGUUUAGCCCACACUCAUGAUCGUGAAACCUUUACUAAGUACUUCUAUCUUUUUAUGGAUAGUAAGCUGGGCUUAAACGAUCUUUUCUCAGGGCUGGAGAAAUGGCUCCGUUUUUAAAGGCUAAGGCUUACAAUAAAAAAGUACCCAGCUUGUCUCUCCAACUACUUUUAAAAAAAAUUUCCCCCCCCUCAGGUGUGAGAUAACUAAAAAAAGAUUAUCUUUUCUGUUUAUCACAGUAACAAAUUAGGAGACUAGGUUGGAGGAAAAGAGAUCCCUCUUCACAUGAAAACCCAUGAACUACAAAGGAAGUUAACCUCAUUUCAAAAGUGCUGUCUGGACAUGGCGGUACACAUCUAUCUUUACUCCCAGCACUCAGGAGGCAGAGGCAGGCAGGUCUCUGAGGCCAGCCUGGUCUACAUAGUGUUUUUCAGGACAGCCAGGACUACAUAGAGAAACCCUGUCUCAAAAAAAGGCUAAGACAAGCUAAGACUAUAUGAAAAAAAUCAUAUAUAUGGCCUAAGCAGCGGGGACAUACUAUGUACCUGAAUGGAUGGGGUUGUUAUUAAAAGAUGUUAAUAGGCUCCACCACGCAGAGGCAAGGGCAUCUCUGUGAGUUCAAGGCCAGCUUGGUCUCCACCAGGAGUUCCAGGCAGCCAGGGCCACACAGUGACACACACACAGAAAGUUGACAACAGGAGUUUUUAUCUUGGUGGUGGAGCACUUACCUGCUCUGUGAGGUCCUGGGUUCUGUCUACACCAUUAGGUGGAAAAAGUUGACUUUCCCAAUUGAAUCUUUAAAUUCAUUGCCUGUGCAGUUUGGCUAGCAUUAAAUUGACAGUGUAGCCCAAGCUGACCUCAGACUGGUACUUCCGAUGUAGCUACCCAAGCAUGUGCCCAUCACCCCAUCUACCUUUCACUUGUAGGAGAAACAGCAAAACCGGCUUUCCCCCUCCGGUCUUUGCUACCAUUUCUUUGACUUCGUGCUGCCAGCUGGUCAGCGCAGUGAAACCAGCUUGGGGGCAGAUUAUUUUGCCGUUUCCCCAGAGUUAAUGGAAUUUGUAUCAAACCUGGGGCUGGUCACUGUGCACACUCUGUAACCGGCCUGUGAAGUUCACAACAAUCUCCCAGUGCCGUGAUCAUCAGGGUUUUCAAGUUUUCAAUAUGGCUGUCACAACUAGGAAAUGGAAGAUGACUUUGGCACAUGGCUUGCUGCUGGCCUGAUAUUUGCCUGUAUUUGGCAUUAUUGACGGUUUUGAAAGCAUCCAACAGCACAUUAAUUGUGCCGUUAUGGUGUAUAGAAAGAGCCUGAAGGAUUUUUUUUUUUUUUUUUGAGACAGGGUUUCUCUGUGUAGUUUUGGUUCUUGCCCUGGAUCUCGCUCAGUAGACCAGGCUGGCCUCGAACUCACAGAGACCCACCUGGCUCUGCUUCCUGAGUGCUGGGAUUAAAGGCAUGCGCCACCACCGCCCAGCCCCAAAGGAUUUUUAAAUCCAAUCUGAAAAUCCAAAGCUCAUAUGGAACAUAAUAAGUACUUGCUCUACCACUGAGCUACACCUCUAGCCCAUGAUACUUAAAAGAAAAAAGAGAGAGGGGGGUGUGAUGUGUUUGAUACUAUAAACCAAAGCAUUAGAAUAAAAAAUACAUGAUUGGUACAAAAAUAAAAGUCAACCAGAAGAGUAAGAGAGGGUCCAGAGACAGCCUUGAGUGUAUCUGUGAACUUACUAGUAUUUGUCUGAAGUUUUGCGGUACUGAUGAUUGAACCAGAGCCGCCAGCAGGCUGGACAAACCCUUUAUCACCGAGCAGCUGCCUCUAGCCCUUGAUCAUUGGUAUCUUGAGACAGACUCACUAAGUUGACGAGACUUCAGCCUGCUGAGUAAUUGCAACAGACUUGUACCACGAAGCCCGACACAUUUCACUUACCAUUCAUUCCUUUGUUGUAUUUGCUUUGCUUUGCCUUUUUGAGACAGUCUUGCUGUAUAGUCCAGACUGGCCCUUGAUCUUAUGAUGUUUUCAUUCAGCAUCUAAAGUGCUGGGGUUACUACCAAUUUUGGUGAAUUUUUUUUUUUUUUUUUAAUGACAAAUGUGAUUGUUCACAUCACUGGGGAAAAGAUAGACUAGUAUAUAGCAUUCCUUGACAGAUGUCUAGAUGAGCCGUGAAUUUUAUCUUCAUCAGCACAUGGGCAUACAUGCAUACAUAAACACACACAGGGAAGGUACCCAGAAAAUGAGUUAUCCAGGGGUAGCCCAUAUGCCUAUAAACCUAGCACUUGGAAGGUAGAAGCAGAAGAUCAAGAUUUAAAGGCCAGCCUUGGCUACAUGGCAGAUUUGAAAGGGGUCUAAAGUGAAAUGAGACUGUUUCAAAACAAUAACAAAACAAACAAACAAAACCACCUGUUACACAGAGAAACACUGUCUUAAAAAAAAAAAACAAGGUGAGGAUAAGAUUUGCAGACAGAAUUGUGGAGUGUGGCAGGGCAGAAGCCAUUAGUAUGCUCCCCUUUAGGGUCAAGUUAUAUAAGUCUGCAAUUUUUCACAGAAAACUUCUUUUUAAAAAAUUUACAUUUAGCUGGACAGUGGUGGCACUCGACUUUAAUCCCAGCACUCGGGAGGCAGAGGCAGGGAUCUCUAUGAGUUCGAGCCAGCCUGGUCUACAGAGGGAAUUCCAGGACAGCCAGGGCUACACAGAGAAACCCUGUCUCAAAAAAAAGAAAAAAUUGCAUUUAUACUUGUUUUGUGUGUGUGCAUGUGUAUGUAUGUGGCUACAUGUGUGCCAUGGUGCAUGUAUGCAUUCAGAGGACAGCCGGGGGGUCAGUUCUCUUCUUUCGCCAUUUGGGACCUAGGGAUGGGACUCAGGUUGUCAGGAUUGACAGCAAGCACCCUUGCCUGCCUAGCAGGCUGCUGAAGAAGAUUCUUAGGUCAUACAUUAUAACCACUAGGGCCUCCAUUUCCAUUGGUAGCUGUAGCAAAGCCAAAGGCCAAAGUGAGCUAAAACUCCCUUCCUAAGCUCUAUUUUCUUUUCCUCCUUUUUUGAGAAAGAGUCUUACUAUAGGAAAACUUUUUUUUUUUUUUUUUUUUUUAAAGACAGUGUCUCCCUGUGUUAGCCCAGACUAGCCUUGAACUUGAGGUGAUUCUCCUGCCUCAGCCUCCUGAGUGCUGAGGUUAUAACCAUGCACCACCACACUGGGAUUCUGUGCUCUUGUUGUAAGAGUUGAGGACCACCACGUUGGCGAUGUGGGAAGUAACCAGGAUACAGUUCAUGUGUUAGUCAUUGGGGACAUUGCAGCAAGCAGCUGUAGUUCAGAAAUGGUAAACCAGGGAGUGAGCCCCAGGAGAAACAGCAGUCUCAAUGGCAGAAAGCAGAGGCAUGCCCAGGUUCUCAGUAUUUAUAGGGAAAUCUUUUGGAUUUGUGAGAUGGUUCAGCCAGUAAAAUGUAUUUGCCACCAACCUUGACAACCCAAGUUCAAUAGUCAAGACCUGCAUGAUGGAAGAGAGAACUGAUCUUAGACGUUCUGACCUCUAACAAGCGAUGUGGUACACACACGCGUGCGCGCGCGCGCGCGCACACACACACACACACACACACACACACACACACACACACCCCUAAACUAAAUGGAGGGGGUUCUUUAGAGUUGAGAGUGUAUGUAGUUCAGUGGUAGAGCAUUUGCUUAGCUCUUAAUGAGGACUUUGGUAUCAUAAAAAUAAGUUAGGUGGCCGUGAGGGGAGCGGGGGUCAUGGGUCUUUAAUGCCAGUACUUGGGAGGCAGAAGCAGGUGGACAGCGAGAUGACUCAUAGAGUAAAAGCACUUGCCACCGAGGCUGAUGACCUGAGUUCCAUCACCAGAACCUACAUUGUCAAAGCAGAGCAUUCACUACAGAAAGUCACCCUCUUGACCUUCCAUGUGCCCUGGCACAAAUGCACAGACACACAUGACCGCAUACACACAUGAACACACACAAAACAGUCAUAAAGUUUAUAGUUUAUUACAAAUUUCCUGUUUUUAAUUUUUAUUUUAAUUAUGUUUGGAUGUGGGUUAUAUGCAUGUCAGAGCAGGUGUUCACAGAGGGUGUCAGAUCCCCUGGAGCUGGAAUGCUAAGCAAUCGUGAGCCCCCAAUAUGGCAGCAAGUUCUUAAGAGUGGAGCCAUUCCUUCCUCCAGCCACCACAAAUGUAUUUUCACAAGCUAUGUAUGUUGUUAUAGCUAGAAACCCUUAGACUUACGAUACCUGGCCCACUUUGAGUAAUUUCUGUAAAUGGAUUGAGGCAGGUGAUUCACCUUCAUUCUUUUGCCUAUGAAUUCUCAGUUGUUUCAGAAGCAUCUGUUGAAAAGCCCUUUCUUUGUCUAUUGAAUUGUCUUGGCCUUCUUAAAAAAAAAUAAACUAACUGUAAAUAUGA